AUGAUACCGUUAACGCACAAGGAUCGUAGCAAUUGUAGCUAUCGGAUCAAGGAGAAGUUGAACAGUUGGAAGCGUCUUAUAUUUUCGGAUCGAAAUUCGAGAAAUCUUUUUCUUUUUCUGUUACUUAAUUUAAGUUUUGCGUUCGUGGAACUAUUUUAUGGCAUAUGGACGAAUAGUUUAGGACUUAUAUCCGACUCAUUCCAUAUGUUUUUUGACUGUACCGGUCUUUUGGCUGGAUUAGCUGCUUCGGUGAUUACUAAGUGGAAAGCAAAUGAUAAGUUCUCUUAUGGUUAUGUGCGUGCUGAAGUUUUAGCAGGCUUUGUUAACAGUCUAUUUUUACUGUUCAUCGCUUUCUUCAUUUUAUCUGAGGGUGUUGAACGGUUGAUUGAACCCCCAGAGGUAAAACACGAACGACUGUUUGUAGUAUCAGUGCUAGGACUGCUAGUGAAUCUCGUUGGUAUAUAUGCGUUUCAACACGGUCAUGGACAUUCCCAUGGAGGGGGCGGUGGACAUGGUCAUUCUCAUGGCGGUGGUGGUCAUGGUCAUUCUCAUGGUAUGAAUAAUCAUAUUGAUUUAAAUAAUCACAAUCAACAGUCGAUAACUAUGGAUGUCGGGCAUGGUCAUAGCCAUGACGGAGGGCACCGACAUUCGCACGCUAUCACCGAUGACAUCUCUGGAAGCAAUUCACAAAUUAUGCGUGGUGUUUUUCUACAUAUUUUAGCCGAUACCCUUGGCUCUGUGGGUGUUAUCGUUUCUGCGGUGCUAAUGCAAAUGUUCGGCUGGAUGAUUGCUGACCCCAUUUGCUCUAUAUUCAUAGCAUUACUCAUCGCUAUGAGUGUGCUGGGUCUUAUAAAAGAAUCAAUACUAAUAUUAAUGCAACGUCAACCAUCAGCUCUGGAUCGAGCGCUGCCGCAGUGCUAUCAGAAGGUAACUGGGUUGGCAGGAGUUUACGCUGUGCAAGAUCCUCACUUCUGGACAUUAUGUUCGGACGUGUAUGUGGGUGCAAUUAAAUUAGAGGUUUCCAAAAACGUAGAUCCCAAAUAUGUAGUGACGCAUGCGCGUAUGAUAUUUGAGUCUAUUGGUGUUAAACAGAUAUAUAUACAAUUAGAUUACGUAUGAUAAUGACCGACUAUAAAGGAAUGCAUCUAACUAAUAUAAAUUUUGAUAUCCUGAAUCAAUUAAACUGGGAUUAACCAUAUGAGAACGAAACUUGUUUAUUAUUCAAUACUUAAAGUAAGCUCUAUGCAUUUCUUUGAAUCAAAUUAUUAGUUCUACUAUUAAUUUAUCAAGUAAGGGAUAUUUAUAUAUUGUGUAGAUAAAUUUUCUUAAAAAAAAUCCUUAAAAUCAUGUUUUCUACUAAUUUAUUUCAUAAUGUGGCUUUGUAACAGCAUUGUUAUGUGUAGUAAUACAUAUUUAUUUUAUUAGCAUUUUGUGAAUGUACGAAAUAACGAAAUUGAGUAAUUACGAAAAUCUUGAAUAAUCCUUUAUUAAGGAUCUAAUAUACAAUAAUGAAUUAUUUUAGUGCAAUCAUUCCAUUACAAGAAUUAAACGAAAACCGAUCAAUAUUUUAA
Bactrocera latifrons is the source of this 1571-nucleotide messenger RNA. RefSeq names its product zinc transporter 7 (gene ZnT86D). Gene Ontology annotation, molecular function: zinc ion transmembrane transporter activity. Gene Ontology annotation, cellular component: Golgi apparatus; membrane. NCBI's taxonomy places the organism in Eukaryota, Metazoa, Arthropoda, Insecta, Diptera, Tephritidae. Bases 1 to 1119 code for a protein of 372 amino acids. Gene Ontology annotation, biological process: transmembrane transport; intracellular zinc ion homeostasis; zinc ion transport. The record is from RefSeq and is a predicted model, not a curated record. The transcript is spliced from 3 exons.